This is a messenger RNA of Pelodiscus sinensis (Chinese soft-shelled turtle), 2480 nucleotides long. Lineage: Eukaryota; Metazoa; Chordata; Testudines; Trionychidae. The record is from RefSeq and is a predicted model, not a curated record.
UGAAGCUCCCAGUACCCGCACAGAGGAUCACGAAUUGGCUAACUUCAUGCAUUCAGAUGUGCUCCCAGUUGGCACGGGCCAGUCACCCCCACUGCUCAGGGCACAUUCAACCAGAGCGCAAGCCUCUUCCGCAGCCUUCCUCGCCGACGUACCAGUCUAGGAGCUCUGCAAAGCCGAGAUGUGGUCCGCCGUGCACACUGUGCCAUUACACAACAAGCGAGGGAAGAGGGGGCCCCGAGGUGCUCUAUACAGCAUGUCGUGUGUGUGCCACUCUAGGGGGCAUGUGAACCAGCUCCCCUGUGGAUACUGCUAAGGGACAAUCUUCCGGCACCAGUGCAUGUGGCGAGCACACACACCUACACUGAAUGGACGUGAGCGGCACAUCUCAAAGAACAACAGGCUUUCUUUGUUCUGCACGUCUCUGAUCUCUGCUUUGGAAAUUACGUUCAAAGCCAGCUGGGUGCAGAGAUGCAUCCCAACCUGCGCCGAGACGCACCUUUCUCAUGUCUUGGCCCCCACGGGCUUCCUGUUUUCUGAUGCCAAGACGGACUUCAGCCUGGCAGACGGCUGCGGAAUACCUGACGUCACGGACGAACAGAAUUGUAGACCUGAGAUGAUGGUCGUCCCCACAGCUCUCUUGGAAGAGCGCCAACAGCAAACAGACCCUGCGGCUGAAAAGAAAAAUGCCCUGAUGUCAAACUUCGUCCCCCGCUCCUAUGGCUCAAACAUCCCCAAUGACAGAUCAGCCCUGCCAAGGAGACUCAGUAUGGUGGAGCAGACCAGCGCAGGGGCGGUGGUACCCAUCAAGCACCGGCCCAGCGUCUCGAUCAACACCGAAGAUCUGCCCAGGUACCGCCGGGCGUCGCGCAAUGAUCCCCUGCCUCCUCUCCGGGACAUCAACACCCGGUGGUACCCACGGCACGCGCUCAGCGUGCCCAACAUCCCCACCUCAGCCCGAAAGAAAACGCCUACCCGGAGCUUCGUAUCGGUGCCCCCCUCGGAGAAACCUCAGACCCGGCGUUGCAAGCUGAUCCACGAUGAUCGGCUGUUCACCACCGCCAACAAGCAGCAGCGGCAGCGCUACGUGACCAAAAUGGGCAAGUGCCAGGUCAAUCUAGGCCGCAUCCAUGAAAAGAAGAGGUUCCUGUCUGACAUUUUCACCACCAUUGUGGACCUCAAGUACCGCUGGUUCCUCUUCGUCUUCAUGAUGUGCUACAUCAUCACGUGGGUGGUCUUCGGCAUCAUCUACUUCUUCGACGCCUGGGUCCGGGAUGACGUCAACCACAUAGGAGACCCGGAGUGGAAGCCUUGCAUCGAGAAUGUGGACAAUUUCAUAUCUGCCUUACUCUUCUCCGUGGAAAGUCAACGGACCAUUGGGUAUGGUUCCCGGAUUGUGACAGCCAAUUGCACCGAGGGCGUCAUCUUGCUGAUGGCUCAGUCCAUCGUUGGCUCCAUGAUAGACGCUCUCAUGGUGGGGUGCAUGUUCGUCAAGAUCUCCAGGCCCAAGAAGCGUGCCCAGACCUUAAUAUUCAGCAAGAAGUGCGUCAUCUCCCACCGGGAUGAGAAACUCUGCCUGAUGUUCCGCAUCGGAGACCUCCGGGACAGCCACAUGGUGGACGCGAAAAUAAGGGCCAAACUCAUCAAAUCUCGGCAAACCAAGGAAGGGGAGUUCAUCCCCUUGGAGCAGUCGGAGCUGAACCUGGGCUAUGACACGGGGGAGGACAGGCUGUUCCUGGUGGAGCCGCAAAUCAUCUGCCAUGUCAUCAGCGAACACAGCCCCUUCUGGGAAAUGACGGCGGAGUCGCUGAAGAGGGAGCAGUUUGAGAUCAUCGUGAUCCUGGAGGGGAUCGUGGAAGCCACAGGAAUGACAUGCCAAGCCCGCACAUCGUACACGGAGGACGAGAUCCUUUGGGGACACCGCUUCGAGCCCUGCAUGACCCUGGAGAAAGGCGCCUUCCGGGUAGACUACAGCAGGUUCGAGAAGACGUUUGAGGUGCAGACCCCAGCAGCCAGCGCCAGGGAGAUGCACGAACUGAAGGAGAUGGCACAUCAGGACCAGUCCACCCUGAGCUUAUAUUGGGACCACUUGGUGCACCCCUGCUUGUCCGCGGAGCUGAAUGACGUCCUGCUGGACGAGUGCCCCGGGGAGGAAAUCCUGGCUAGACUGGAUGCCUCUAACAUUCUAGAGGAGGAGAAGAGUGCUGAGUUCCAGACCCAGCUCAGUGUCUGAGCUCCCCCCAGAACAGAGGGACUGGAGGUGCCUCUGUGGGUAUCUUGUCUGCCCCAAGGAACAGGGCUGCAACUUUGCAUCCUGAAACAUCCCUGGGGCAAGGUGCAUGGCUGCUCUCCAGCCAACCUGAACGUGCAUUGAAGUUUCCUCCAGUUAGCUCUGGGGUGGAGCCGUUCUUGUGCUGCAUCUCUACAAUAUAGGCACUUAAUGCUACCUUGGGGAUGGGGGAGUAGCUGGGGCUGGGGCCAUG